Drosophila nasuta is the source of this 1998-nucleotide messenger RNA. RefSeq names its product Alkaline phosphatase 13 (gene Alp13). The record is from RefSeq and is a predicted model, not a curated record. Lineage: Eukaryota; Metazoa; Arthropoda; Insecta; Diptera; Drosophilidae. Gene Ontology annotation, molecular function: alkaline phosphatase activity. Gene Ontology annotation, biological process: dephosphorylation. Bases 94 to 1500 code for a protein of 468 amino acids. The transcript is spliced from 3 exons.
ACUUUAAUAGAUAGCGUGAGAAAGCAACUCAGAUUGAUUGCAAAAACUUCUCGCAGUUGGAAAACUGCGACGGAUUAAGCUAGAAUAAAAAUCAUGGCAACUUCUAGAUUGAAACAAUUUUGUUUAAAGCUGCGCUUCAAGUCGACGCAACUCUUCAUUGUGGCUGGCGCUGUGUUGCUUUCGCUGUUGGUGACGCUGUUGUGCAUCGGUUUAACUAUACGCUACGAAGUGGAGCACGAGGUGGCCAACGUGGCGGAUGUGGACUAUUGGAAAGAUCAAGUAUCCGCUGCGCAAAAAGUGUGGUACGACAAAGGCAUCGAAGAGUUGAAGCAAGCGUUGCGAAUUUACUCGCCACAAACGCAGCCACGUCAAGUGCUGAUGCUGCUCAUCAGUGGCAUCUCAGCGCCAACUUUAGCGGCAGCAAGAUUCAGGGAUGAGUUGCAACAUUCUCCCUUUGUGUGGGAUCAAUUUCCUCAUGUGGCAAGGAUCAAAAACAGUUGCAGCUCGCGUUCACCGUGCGAUGCAAACUCGGUUUAUCGUUCGCUCUUUUCGGGAGUGCCGCUGAAUGAAGUUGUAAAUCAGCCGUGCAACCACACGUUGCAUAGUGUUUUGAGGCAAGCUCAACUCGCAGGUUUGCGCACCGGGUUUGUGACCAAUCAACGCAUCACAGGUGCCGCUGCAGCUGCUUUAGUUGCUUCUUCCAGUUGGGAAUGCGAUGGCUUAAUGCCAGUUGGACUCAUCGACUCUGGCUGCCAAGAUGUGGCACAGCAGCUCAUCUUUAGCGAAGCGGGGCAAGCACUCAAUGUGUUGCUUGGAGGUGGUCGACAGUUGCUGAGUGCCAAGGUUCCAGUUUACAGCUGGGAUCCUCUGGAUGAGCAGCUGUGCCGCGCCAGAAGUGGACGAAAUCUGCUUCGUGAUUGGCGCAAUCAAAAGCUGAAACUGCAACCUAAACAGCGCUUUGAGCUGUUGCAGCUUGCAACAGAGUUGAGCACGUUGAAUGCCACCAAUUUGGAUUAUUUAUGGGGCGUCUUUGCAAAUGAAAAUCUCCAUCAAAAUUCUCAAGCUCCUUCCUUAGAGUUGAUGCUCAAUAAAACGCUUGAAGUGCUUCAACGUCCAGGUGUCGGACAUCUUUUAAUUGUAGAACACGUGUUGCAGACAGCUGUGGCUGCCACACAGCAGUUGAGGCAACUUAAUGAAACUCUGGCUAAUUUUAUACAACAACAAAAGAAUACUUUAACCCUUGUGUUGCUCACCAAUGGAAAUUAUUUGAGCUCAAGUCGCGAUGUCAGCGAAGAAACGGAGAAUUUUAAUCUGCUUGAGGAGUUUUUUGAGCUAACUGAAGUUGAACUGCAACUUCAAAUGCAGAAGCUGCCUUCUGAGAGUUUGCUCUUUGCUAAGGGUCCCAAAUCCUUGCUCUUUUAUGGCGUGCACGAGGAAACUUAUUUGGCUCAUGCUUUGGCUUAUGCUCUAGGAUUAAAUGAUUUCAAUAAUCAACUGUAAACGAAGUGAUUCUUAAACUUUCCCAUCGAUAGCAUAGUUCGCUCUGGAGGCGCCACCGCACUGACAGCUGCCACCGCUGCCACCGAUGCCGUCGGCAUGGGCAGCAUCCAGUUAACAGGAGGCAACUCGACUUGAUUGGCAGCUGCGCUUGAAGAGGUCUGCGAUGUGACUGUGGAUGUGGCUGCAAUGCGUGGCACAGGACGCAGAACAUUGGAGCUGGGUCAUUUGACGGGCAGCGGUGGCAACAUUGUGUGUGCCACAUUCGAGAGCUGCCGCAAGUGAUUCGCGUGCACAUAUUGAAAAGCCGAAGAGCGUUCCAACUGCUGUGAGAGAUAAAGUUCGCCCAGCGAGUAGAAACGUCGCUGAUCGAAGGGCUGAAAGGGAAAGCCAGCGAAGCGUUGAGGCGUCGCAUAAUUCUUGGGCGUGACUUGUGGAUAGAGUGCAGCAUGCGGUGGGCGUGGCAGCAUGUAGGUGGCAGCAUUUUGAGAGCUUGGAGAU